Molecule: messenger RNA, 1437 nt
Organism: Aspergillus chevalieri
Lineage: Eukaryota; Fungi; Ascomycota; Eurotiomycetes; Eurotiales; Aspergillaceae
Gene: mdm12
Product: ERMES complex subunit MDM12
Exons: 1
Coding region: 1-1437 (478 amino acids)
Biological process (GO): phospholipid transport; mitochondrion organization
Cellular component (GO): ERMES complex
Molecular function (GO): lipid binding
Source: RefSeq, a predicted model, not a curated record
AUGUCCAUCGACGUCAACUGGGAGACAGCCACCUCUGGACCAGACGGGGAGGCUCUGGCCGAGCGCAUCCGCUCCUUUAUCCACGACAAAUUCCAGCAGGUGGCCCUCCCACGCUUCAUCCGUUCAGUACAGGUCCAUUCCUUCGAAUUCGGGACGAUCCCUCCAGACCUUGAGAUAAAAGAUUUCUGUGAACCGUUUACGGACUUCUACGAGGAGGAUGACGAUGAUGAGAUUUCGGAGGUGUCUGAAGAGCUAGUAUCGGAGCAUGGUAGCAACACCACCCACGAUGACGAGAGUCAAUGGCCCGGGACGGGGCCUCCUUCGUUCCAUGACGGGAUGGCGAUGAAUAACCAGCAAUUGCGAGAUCCUUUUGAUGAGCCGGGGCAUCAUUAUGAUUACCCGUCAGCUUUGCGGUCGCCUAUGGAGCACCUCAAUUCGCAUUUCCUGCCUCGCGCCGCGGGCACGCCGGGCUUGCCUGUCGGGACGUCGACAUUGGGCUAUCACCUAAUGUCACUAGGUGCGCUAUCUGGAACACAAACGCCUCUAGCUGCGGUAGCAGGUGGCUCGCCAUUUGCGAAUGGCUGGUCAGAUUCCGGAAUCGGACCAGCGAGCAGAAUGCGACUGGAGAAACCAUCUGUACUGGCAUACCCUCACGCAGCAAUGCAGCAGCACCAGCUCCUUCAACAGCAACAACAGCAGCGACAGCAACAGCGUCAACAGCAGCAACAGAGACAACUGGAAGCCGAUGUCGACUCCGCCUCCCGACCAUCAACAGGCUCUCAUCCCGCUGUUGUGAACAAAGAACCAGAUGACCCCAUCAUCCCCAGCCCCGGCACCAGCUCUCACCUAGGCGACCCUCCCUCCUCUGCAACCCACCCGCAUAACCACCCACCACCACCACCUCAAAUCCCCCUCCGCCCACCCCCCCGCAUGCGUGAGCGGAAACCCGAAGACUUCCAAGUCCUCUGCCACGCCAAAUACGCAGGCGACGUGCGCCUCUCCCUAACAGCCGAGAUCCUCCUCGACUACCCCAUGCCCAGCUUCGUAGGGCUCCCUCUGAAACUCAACGUCACGGGAAUGACGUUCGACGGCGUCGCGGUGAUCGCGUAUAUUCGCAAACGCGUGCAUUUCUGUUUCUUGUCUGCCGAGGAUGCGGAUGCGUUGCUUGGGUCUGAGGAACAGCAGCAGCAAGGGGAUGACAAUAAUACUACCGGUGCCGGUCUAGGCCUGGAUACUCAUAAUACCACGUCCUCCGCGCAGAAACGACAGGGCGGUUUGCUUCAGGAGAUUCGGGUUGAGAGUGAAAUCGGCCGCAAGGAGGAUGGGAAACAGGUCCUGAAGAAUGUUGGCAAGGUUGAGCGGUUUGUUCUUGCUCAGGUGCGCCGGAUCUUUGAGGAGGAGCUUGUGUUUCCUAGUUUCUGGACGUUUCUUGUUUGA